This is a messenger RNA of Plodia interpunctella (Indianmeal moth), 9945 nucleotides long. It is a transcript of the gene Piezo, whose product is annotated as piezo. The record is from RefSeq and is a predicted model, not a curated record. The transcript has 54 exons. Gene Ontology annotation, cellular component: membrane. Gene Ontology annotation, molecular function: mechanosensitive monoatomic ion channel activity. NCBI's taxonomy places the organism in Eukaryota, Metazoa, Arthropoda, Insecta, Lepidoptera, Pyralidae. Bases 176 to 8170 code for a protein of 2664 amino acids.
GUGUCAUCUCAGAUGGGAAUGGUGUUGGUCGUCCAUUACUCUCUGGUGGAAAAAGCAAUUUUAUCGUACUGUAAAAUAUGUGAAUAAUUUGAUAAAAAUGUACUCGUAAUAUGAUUAUAAGUUUGAAGUGGUUGUGUGCCAAUGAAUAGACAAAACUUAUGAUAUAGAUACCAUCAUGGCUGCAAAUUAUUGUACAAUAUUGAUGGUCCGUGUGGUGCUGCCAGUGGGCCUUCUUCUCAGUAUAGCAUUGCGACCAUUCGGACUCUCCCUCAUAUACUUGCUACUGUACCUGUUAGCGCCUCUUAUACAAGUUUUUAACAACGACAAUAGCAAACUUGCCUGCCGCCGCUUGCUGCAUCUAAACAUAGUGGUGUCGAUCACAUUAUUGCUGACCCACGCAGCAUGGCACGGGGUGCUGGUUAUGUUCCCCCCCUACGGCUCCUUGCUGGAGACCUAUCCGCUAAUGCAACGGAUCGGACACAACCUCGGCCUCGUCGGCUACAACACCAUAAAACCGUGGAUGGCUGUACAUUAUCUGGCGCCAGAGUUAUUAAUGACAGUGACUUCAGUGGUGGUAUAUAUGGUAGUACAGAAAGUGACAGUACUAACUUCGGAAGGACUAGUAAGGAAAGACAUGAAUUAUCAGCGAUAUCCCAUGCUUACGAGUGCUGGGAAGUACCUGUGUCUCAUCCUGAUAAUGUUCUCUGGUAUAUUGCGUCCAAAUGUGGUGUCAGGGAUAUACUUUCUGGUGUUCAUGGGCGCCGCGACCGCGUGGUCGUUGGGGCAGCCGCUGAAUCGCGGGUUCGCCAUUGCCGGACGCUUCGUCAUGUUCGUCAUGGCCCUCAAUAUCAUCACGUUGCUCGUGUACCAAUGCAAUUGGAUUAUAGAGAUGUUCCCACCUAAUAUGGGGAUAGCCAGAUACUUUGGAUUGACGCAAGUGGUCGCUAUCAUCGAUACAGACCCACACAAUUUUUCAUUCAUAGUGAAAUAUGACCAAAAGUGGAUGCAACUUGCAAGCCCUAUAGUCAUACUCUUUACAUAUUGCAUCCUUGCUAUAGAAACUCGGGAACUCUUAAAACCAAAGACGAAAAGAAGGCACACGAUGACGGGCCUGGAGUUGGGCAAGCAGAAUGGGUCCGUCCUGCACGGGUUCUCCGGCGAGGGCUACCGCGCCAACCGCGACAAAUGGAUGAUGGCCACUAAAAAGAUACGAUUGAUGAACCGCGCCCACAGCGGCACCGGCCGGCGCUGGUCUGGUGUCCGGUCCCGUCACUUCCGGCAGGACUCCACCGGGUCGGUGGUCGUCGGCACCCUUGGCGAUGAUACAAUGACGGAUAUAGAAGAGUCCAGUGUAGUCGAUGAAAUCAUAGCCGCUGUUAUAGAUUUUUUCCAAAUUGUAGUCAGAUCGUCAUACAUAGCUACGACGAUCACGAUGAUGGCGUGGAGUAUCAUGUUCCACUCGUGGCUCACGUUCGUGUUCCUCAUGUGGGCGAACAUCGUGUGGCUGCGCCAGGACCAACGGUCCUUCAUGCUCAAAACCAGUCCCGUACUCGUCCUUUACGCAAUGUCGUUGCUGAUCUUACAGUAUGUUUAUGGCAUGAAUCUAACAGAACUUGAGCUUCCUUCAUCUGUGCCGGAAGUUAAUCUUCGUCAAAUUGGCGUUAUGCGGCCGGAAGGUGAGCCGUGCGUGCCUAUCUUGAUUAAGACGCUGUUCACAUGUAUGUUUUGGGUAACGCUGCGACAAAGGGUUCAAGAGAUCCGCCAGAAGCGCCAGUCUAUCGUUGCCACCGAUCUGGCCGCACCUUUACAGCUCACUGUCUCUACAGGCGCCAGCGCGAUAGAAGAGCAACGCGAUACAGAAUACCAAUCUCGACUCCUGCGCGUCCUAGGCGUGUCUUUCCGUCGAUUUUGCGCACGCUAUUGGAUAUACGUCGUCGUCAUAAUGUUGUUCGUGAUAGGAAUCACCGGUGACCGCAUGACUAUCUUCCGCAUUAUCUACAUGUUCCUGUUUCUAGUCUUCAUCCUCAUGUUCCAAAUUAGUUGGUAUUAUUGGCGUCGGUUGAUGUAUGUGUUUUGGAUAACACUCAUCAUGUACUCGAUGUUAAAUCUCAUAUUAAUAUAUAUCUACCAGUUCGACAACUUUUCCAAAACAAUAGAGACUUAUUUGAUGAUAAACGAAAAAUUACAACACGACUUGGGCUUGGACACGUACGACCCGGCGGACUUGUUCGUCAAGUUGCUGACCCCCACACUCUUCCUCAUCAUCACCAUCAUGCAAGUCCACUACUUCCACAAAGACUUUAUGGAGCUCUCUGAUCCCAAGACACAAACGAAUAGCGUUGCAAGAGAUAUAGAAUCGAAUAGACAAAGUCCAGGUCCCGGUGGAUCUACUAUGAGAGACGAUGACCUUCCACCUCUGCCUAUAGAGGAGGAACCACAGCUGAGUCGUGAACCCAACGUCAGGUGGAACCAGCAAACCACAGUUAUGGCAGCAAUUAACGAAGAUCCCAAUGCCAGAAGUACGCCAGAUCCCAAUGUUCCAACUACUUCAGACCCGAAUGCUAGAACUGAGCAACGUUCAAAUAGUCCGAAUACCACAGAUAAUAAAGAUCAAAAUGUCAGAAUUAAAGCUCAAGAUCCCAAGACCAUGAACACUCAAAACCUCAAUAUCAGAGCAGCUGAUAACUCUAAUGCCGUGAAAACAUCGGAUACCGAUGACUCUCAUUCUUUAGGCGUAUCGUCGGCAUACUCAAGGACACAGAGAUCCAAUCGAAAUACGUCGCACGGAUAUCAAAAUUCUGACUUGAUGCGAGGCACGGCCGCGUUCCAUAAGUGGCUGUGUAGCAACUACCGCCAGAUCAGGCACAAGGUAUAUGCCUUUAUGGACAAGCUGUUCCUGUACCUACAUCUACACCUCGUCAAGAUUGUAUUCUUCGCCCUCAUGCUGCUUUGUGUCUGCAAUGUAUGCGCGAUGCACAUGCCCAUUAUGGUUAUAAUAUCUCCGGCCCUUUGGCUGAGCGCUAAAAAGCAGCGAUUUUGCUUGCUCUUCUUAUCCACUCUCAUCAGCAUCUACCUCAUGGCGCUGAUGGUCUAUCAGAUAGACUACAUACAAAGUUCCUUCUUCGACGUCAACUGUACUUUUCUUGAUGCCAACGGCACGGCGGUCUCGUCGACAUACAGCAAUGCAAACUGGGUCGGAUUCCACAAGACGAGCAAGCACAAACCACUCGUGACACUGGUCAAGGGGUACAUUGGCAUCAUAUGUACCUUCACCUUCUACUCGCUCCUCACUUACCGCCAUCAAAGUAAAGGUGAAAUUGGUUCGACGCGAGUUCGAGAACUUAUUUACCCAAAGAUAACUCGCAAAGAGGCCGAUAUAGACUUACUACAUUGUUUUAAAUACGUGGUCAACUACGGGUUUUAUAAAUUCGGUGUGGAGGUAACCCUGAUGGCUUUGAUUGCUGUGAUCGGCUCACGAAUGGACGUGUACGCCGUGAUAUAUUCCUUGUGGCUGACGAUACUGGUGUCCCUGAAGAGGCCCAAGCAGGCGCGUGUUUGGCCGGCCUUCUGUGUGUUUGUGGCCGUAGUGGUGCCGUUCCAAUAUGCGCUGUGUGUGGGCUUCCUACCGCAGUUCUGUGUGGAUUACCCUUGGAGAGUCAGCAAUAUAGUGUCUGAGACGCAAAUGAAGCAUAUUCGAACAUGGCUAUUCCUCCCGUACCUCGAAGAGCCACCGCACGCAUUGAAGCUCGUGUUCGACUACAUCCUGCUGUUGUUCGCGACGCGACAGCUAAUCGUGUUUAGGACGGAGAAAAAAUAUGGUGACAGUUACCCGGGAGGCUCCAACGACGAGAACAUAGGCCAGGACUGGGAGACCGCCCAUUUCGUCAACCCAGUGCCUGAUUUCCUCGGAUUUGUGGGGUCAUGGCUAGACGUUUUGAAGCGUAUGGUGUUUCUAGGCAUGCUGUGGGUGACUCUAGCCAUCAUGUUCAUGACGGGAACCAACAGAGUCAAUCUCUUCUCUAUUGGCUACCUGAUCGGUUCUUUCAUAUUUCUGUGGCAAGGCACCGACUUCUAUUUGAGGCCAAAGGAAGUCAUAUUAUUGUGGUGGUCGUGGUUGCUGCGCUACAACGUAGCGGUGGUGUCCGUGAAGGUGCUGCUGCAGAUCCCGGGCUGCAUAUUCAGCGGCGUGCUGCAGGACCACGCGUGCUGGCUCGUGCAGCUGCUCGGCAUCGGCUGCGUGGACAAGUUCGCGGGCGGGAACAUAGCGCAGUUCAUCAAGAUGCAGUACAGCAAGGAAGCAACAUGUUCAGUGCCCCAAGAGGACAUAGGGCUGGCGUGGGACGGCGUUUGCUUUGCGUUCCUGAUACUGCAGCGGCGGCUGUUCAACAGCUAUUACUUCUUCAGGGUGAUCGACGAGAGCAAAGCUACCACCGUCUUGGCUUCUAGAGGAGCGGAGUUGAUCGAGGAAUUGAGACAAAAGCAGAUGCAGAUACAAGAAGACCAAGAGGUGAAGAUAUUGGAGAAGAUCAAAGUGAAAAUGGAAAGGAUAAAAGCUAAUCAGAAGAAGAUUCAGGGUGCCUUUAUAAAGGACUUACCACAUCAUGACAGAGGAGGUAAAUCAGGUCCAGCUAGGCGAGUGUUCACGAAGAGACAUGAAGCGGGCGGCAGACAGCGAUAUAGGCCACCGACCAGCCAUCAGAAGGCGGUCCGUUCUGGCGACUACUACAUGUUCGACGAAUUCGAUGAUACUGAAGUUCCUAUGAAAGGAGAUGAAGAAUCAAGUGAAGACGAAGACGCACCUAAGGAAAUGGGUAUCGGCAAGCUGCUGUCGACGGUGAUCAAGACCGACGUGAAGACGGCGGUGAACAUGCGGCGGGCCUCGGCCCCCGCCGUGCGCUCCGCCCGCCAACAAUCCAUCAACAGCUACCCGUCCUCUUACCCGGAGCAGGGUAAGCAGGUUCAAAGGCAGGAUGAAGACAAAUCUAUCAUGGACGACCGCCAGCGGCUGGAGAGAGAGCGCACCGGCCCUGUCUCCGAACUCGACGAAUUCGCCCCAGAACCAGAACCGGAGACGUGGUUCGAGAAAGUGAAGCGGCUCGCGAACAUGUCCUGGAUGUUCAUCAACAGUCUGCUGGUGUCGCUGACACGACAUCUCAUGAAGUACUCUAGGGAUUACAGAUACGUAUCCCGAACACUUUCCGUAGAGAAGAAAAUUCUCAAGGAGAAGGAAGGCUUCGGAAUAGGAAUAAGAGAGGGCUCUCAAAUGAUAUGGGAACCGUUGCCAGAAACCAUUGCUCAUCAGGUGUCAGCCCGUAAGUUAAGCGAUAUAAGCGUGCCGGAGAUUCGGAUAUUGGCGCCGAGUAUGGAGCGGGGCCUCGACGCCUCGCCGCCGCCGCACCGCAAGGAUUCCACCUCGGAGACCACGCGCCAAGAAAUUGACGACGACACAUCUGAACACGAGAGCGCGUUUAGCCUUCAGUCUAGCGAAAGUAAGGACGUGACCACGCUGGAAGAACAGGACGACUCGGUGUUCAAACAUGAGCACACGCCGUUCGUGUACCUUAUGUACGCAUUGUGGUACUCUGUGGUCGCUCAUACGGACGUCGUGUGUUAUAUUAUGGUGUUUAUUAACCAGAUUCAAUCGGCGACGAUUCUAUCGAUUCCAUUACCGCUCAUGGUGUUUAUGUGGGGGACGUUGACGAUACCACGGCCCACGAAGACAUUUUGGGUCACACUUAUCGCCUAUACUGAGGUGAUCGUGCUGAUCAAAAGCAUGUUCCAAUUCGAGAUCCUGCCGUGGAACCAGAACGUGAUCCCUAACAAUAUGCCGUUCACAGCGCCGAGGAUCAUCGGCAUCGAGCGCAAGUACAACUACGCAAUCUACGACCUGCUGCUCUUGCUCAUCAUAUUCCUACACAGGUUCAUGCUAAAAUCUCUCGGUUUGUGGAAGGAGUCCACGCCCGAAAUCGAGCUCCGUGAAGACAUGAUAUACCACUUGACGGAUGAGGACACGCAGAAUGUGGUCGAAGGCCGCACGUACGAGGUCGGCAGGAAGUACUUACAGCGACACAACCAGGCUGGCCCGAGUCCUCCUGAAGCAGAAAAAUCCUCGCCCGCUAUAUCUAAUGCGCAUGGCCAGUCAUUCAGAGACCAUUCCAGAGAUGAACAAGAUACUGCCGGUCCUUCCAAACCACCAAUAGGACCACCGCUUCCUGAUGACGACCAUUACAAAGUAAACGACGACAAGGAACCGAUAAUAGCUGUGACGACUGUAUUAGAGAACAAUAAUAACCACUACCCGCAAGUGAUAUUGCUAUCCAUUCAGCGCUACAUGCGGCCAACCAAGAUGUUUUUCAAGCGGAUGUUAGCGCCCGGAGCGCGUGUCACCGCCGACGUCUACGCUUACAUGUUCCUCUGCGAUUUCUUCAACUUCCUCGUCGUCAUCUUCGGAUUCGCUGCGUUUGGGACUCAUCAAGGCGAUGGUGGCGUGCAAGCGUACUUAGAGGAGAACAAAGUGCCCAUCCCGUUCUUAGUGAUGCUCAUACUCCAAUUUGGUCUGAUCGUCAUUGACAGAGCCCUGUAUUUGCGUAAAUUCAUGAUGGGCAAGAUACUCUUCCAGUAUGCCCUCAUUGUGGGCGUCCAUGUGUGGAUGUUCUUCGUGCUGCCUUUUAUUACAGAGAGAACAUUCAACGCACUAUGGCCGCCGCCGAUCUGGUACAUGCUGAAGUGCGUGUACCUGCUGCUGUCGGCGUACCAGAUCCGCUGCGGGUACCCGCGCCGCAUCAUCGGCAACUUCCUCUGCAAGUCCUACCGCUUCCUCAACAUGAUCUUCUUCAGAGGGUUCAUGGCGGUGCCGUUUGUGUUCGAGCUGCGCACUCUGAUGGACUGGAUCUGGACGGACACCUCGAUGACUCUCAUGGACUGGCUCAAAAUGGAGGACAUAUUCGCUAACGUCUUCCUGCUUAAAUGUUCGCGAUACGUGGAGGACGAGUUCCCGCAGCCGCGCGGCGAGAAGAAGUCGACCGUCGUCAAGUAUUUACUCGGAGGUGGAGUACUGGCCUUCGUCAUUGCUAUCAUCUGGUUCCCACUAGUUUUCUUCGCCGUUGGCAAUACCGUUGGUAAGCCGAAUCCUCCAACGGAUGUGACUGUAAAAAUCCGCAUCGGGCCGUACCUGCCUGUUUAUCAGAUGUCUGCGCAGUCGCACAAUAUAGAUGUUUAUUCGCAACAAGACUACACGCAGCUGGGCAACUUGUACGGGCGCGACCGCACCGCGCAGACGUUCCUCUCCAACUACAUGUACAACGACGUGGCCGUCGUCUCCAUCAACCCCAACUCCACCAUGACCUGGGACAUCUCCCCGCCUGAGCUGGCCAGGCUCGAGAACGAAGCUAUGUCCAACGCAACGAUCACGGUGAAGUUCACAUUCGUGAUAACGCACCCGACGAACGCGGUGCCCAACCCGCCGACCAUAGAGGACCACCGCGAGGUCGAGAUGCUGGCGCUCGAGCCGGACGGCAAGCGGAACCCCGAGCGGGAGACGCUGGUGCAGAUGCUGCAGGGCACUGCGCCCCCCAACGCUUGGUUGACAGUGAAAUUGCUAUUUCCUAAAUUCGUGAAAGUAUUCAACAAGGGAGAAGCCAAACCCGCCUAUCAGCUUAUAUCGUGGGAUCCAGAUAUUGAGGUCGUUGAGAGAAUGUACAGGGACGUGAAGAUGCGUUUGGAACGCGAGGAUAUCACCAACAAGAUGUACUGGCGCGUGCACGAGUCAUGUUCUUUGAGGGACAAGCUGAAGUCCGUCCCGAUGAACAACUGCGACCUGCUGGUCAUGUACACCUUCAACGACAAGCUGUUCCCGGAGACGCUCAACUUCAUCUCGGGAAGCGGGAUCAUAGGAUUGUACACAACGUUCGUGUUCUUGGCGUCGCGUAUACUGCGAGGCUUCUUCUCUGGCAUCUACACUAAGAUCAUGUUUGAUGAUUUGCCUAACGUUGACAGAGUUCUGCAGUUGUGCCUCGACAUUUAUUUGGUACGCGAAGCUCUGGAGUUAGCGUUAGAAGAAGAUUUGUUCGCAAAACUGGUGUUCCUGUACCGCUCACCAGAAACUAUGAUAAAGUGGAGCCGGCCGAAAGAGGACACAGAGGAACAAAGGGCGCUGCCGCCCUCUCGUUGAACAAGGUUUUAGUGUUUAUUACAAAUGGUAAAAGUCUAAUCAUUACUCGCAAUCUUGACAAAUGUCUCGUCAAUUAAAUGUAUAUUACAUUUACUUUAAGUGAUUACCCGAAUGACAUGUGACGUCAAAUCUUUACUAGUUCUGAAUAAUUGGCCCUUCGCCAUAUAUCAGCAGUAAUUCUAACUACUUUACAGCUAUAUAUUAUAUAUAUUUUGCUUUUAGAGUAUAUCAGAUUUAUUUAUUUAUUACUGAUUAUUAUAUUGUGCAUUGAUUGAAACUAGCAUAUUUUUGGAUGAAAAAUCUAAGGCGUUAAGUGAGCACACGCGGCUAUUCAGUCGUCCGUCUCGUUCGUUAAGUAUCUUGCGUGUGAUAGAAAUAGACGACCCCUGACGCGUUCGUUCCUUCUCUUGCAGGUAAGAUUUAUGACGCAGACAGGCUAGGCCGCGUGCGCCCACUGAACGUAACGCAUGCCCGAAUGCUACACUACUAUAUGCUACACACUGCUGUAGUUAGCUACACUUUAUUGGUAUCAGAGCUGAUUGACUGAAUGAAACCUGAACUGAAGGCCAGGGUCAUCUUUAUUUGUUGUUUGAUUGCUUCACAACAUGGACGGACAUCCAACGUGGACAUAAUAUAUUUUUCAAUUUUGAGAAUGCAUUUAAAAGUAAUAAGUUGUACAGAAAAUAUUAAUAUAAAAUAUAAUACAUUUAAGAAUAACCGCAUGUCUCCUACUCUAUUGGGAAAUUGUUACUUAAAAUUUGAAUUAUCUUCUAUUUGUUAAAAAGAUUAUAGGAUAUAGGUAAUGGAACGCACACCAUAGUUACCAUUAGCAAUUUCUAGAACUAGGUAAUUACUUAUUAUUUAUUAAGAGUUCUGGAAUGUUCAAAUAAUGAGUAGAAAUCUUCCUGUAUUCUUAUUAGUCCCCUUAUUCAUAAAAAAAGAUCACCCCAUUGUUCAAGCCGGAUUUUAGUUGAAAUAUGAUUGUCAUUCUUUAAAUUCAGAUAACAAUAUUGAAAAGUAUUGAUUUGUUUUAACUUUAAUGAAAAAAGGGAAAAAUAUAUUGAAAUGUUAAUAUCCAAUAAAACAAAGUUGAUUUAUGUUGUAAUAAUUUUGUAUAUGUAUUACAUAAAGUAGCAUUUGUGUUGGACUGUACAUGCUAUUAGUUUUGCUUCUCAAUCCUAUCCGGCCAGAAAUGGAGUUGUCCAUUAUUUUCAGAAGACUUAUUACCAGGUGUCUUAAAUUUACUGUUGUUUAUUAUAUAUUAAAAUUCUCCAUGCAGACUGAAAAGAAGGAAAUUAGCUCUCUGAAUCAACAUAAAAAAAAUGUUUUGCUUAUUGUCUUUAAAUUCCAGUGUUUGUAAUUAAUAGCUUUUUAUCAUUAUACUUAAGAUAUUUAUAUUUACAAUGUUGUAGUUUUAUAAUUUUAUUAUUUAUUUAAUAUAAAUAUUAGUGGCGGAAUUCAAAUGUAAUUGCCAAAUUUAUGCCACGCACUCAUUGAACUAGUCUUUUAAUUAUGUGUAAUGCAUAAAAAUAUAAUUUAUCUUUUCAAAUAAUAUGCUUGUUUUGCUAUCACGCCAAUUUCUGUAAAUACGUAAUGUAAUGUUGAAUAAAAUCAAGCACUUCCAUUUAUACACUGGAUUUUAUAUCUAUACCUCAGUCUUUUUGCAUUUGAUAUAUUUAAAUAAUGAAGUAUGAAUAAUUGUACACUUUUAUAUCGUGAUUGGAUAAGCUGCAUUUAAAUGUCAUCAAUUUGUGAUAAUAAAAAGCUAGUAAAUA